Molecule: messenger RNA, 1422 nt
Organism: Dermacentor silvarum
Lineage: Eukaryota; Metazoa; Arthropoda; Arachnida; Ixodida; Ixodidae
Product: translation initiation factor IF-2-like
Source: RefSeq, a predicted model, not a curated record
GCGCGGCCUCGUGCUAUUCGUCAGCCGCGCCGAUCAGUCCGAACACUGCCGUUGGAGCGGUCGGUCGCGUUCGGGGAUGCCUGCGACCCUAUAGCUUGGGCCCAGCUGUCCUUCGGGAAGCUGGUUGCUUAGGCUUCCUAGGGUUCCUCAUCCAUUCGGCCGCCGCUGAGGCGAUCCCUCUCAUCGCCGCGGCAGCCACCCACCCGCCGACAUGCCCGAGGAGGAGGACGAUGACGCGAAGAAGGGAAAGGGUGCCAAGAAGGGAGGCUCCAAGGGCAAGAAGGGCGGAAAGAAGGGUGGCUCCAAGGACAAAAAAGGAGGCAAGAAAGGCGGCUCCAAGGACAAGAAAGGAGGAAAGAAAGGCGGCAAGUCUCCCAAGGGCGGCAAGAAAGGCAAGUCGCCCAAGAAAGAUUCCGAGGGAGAUGCCUCCGCGACCGAAGAGGGCGGAGGAUCCGGAGGAGGAUCCGAGGCUGGAUCUUCGCCCAAGGCUUCUCCGGCCGCCGCACCCGCCGCUGCCGCCGCCCCGGCAGCAGCUCCCGCAGCGGCCCCAGCAGCCGGAGCUGCACCGGCUGCGGGAGCUGCUCCGGCUGCCGCUGGGGCUGCCGGUGCGGCUCCUGGUGCGCCAGGCGCCGUGCAGCCGAUGAAGAUGGGCGGCUACUACAGCGAGGCGCAGUCCAUGUACGACGACGGCUACGACGACGACUUCUACGUCGACAUCACCUGCUACCCGCCGCGGAGCGGGGGAGGAGGAGGCGGAGGCCAGCCCCAGCCUGGCGGAUUCGGCGGAUACGACGACCCCUACGGCUACGGCCGCUGGCCCCCGCCGAGGCCCAUGCAGAUGCCCAUGGGCAUGGGCAUGUGGGGAGGCGGCGGCGGCGGAGGCGGCGGCUUGCCCUCCAUGCAGACCCGGGACUUGAGUCAGCAGAUGGGCCCGCAGACCACCACCCUGCCUCCCGGGUCGCCGCCGAUGGCCUUCAAGACUCCGUCGACUACUGUGGUCGUCAACAUGAGCGGCGAGAGGAUCAACCGCAGUGGGUCCCGGCCCAUGUCGCCAGUGCCCGCCGGAGGCGGCAUGAUGAGCAUGCAAGGAAUGCAAGGCAUGGGCGGCAUGGGAGGAGGCAUGGGCGGCAUGGGUAUGGGCGGCAUGGGCGGCAUGGGGGGAAUGGGUAUGGGUGGCAUGGGCGGCAUGGGCACCAUGAGCAUGGCCAACAUGCCGGGCCCUCCCGCGGUACCCGGCAACAAGUCGCCCAUCGUCAUGUCGCAGCCGCUGACCGGGACCGGACUGACGCCCCAGAUGCAGCAACUGCUGCUGCGAGGAAUGCCCGGAUACACGGCCACCGUUGUCCUCAUCCUGGUACCGAACCCUUGAAGAAAGGAACCCGGGUGGCUCGAGUCAUUGCACGAGCAAUAAAUUUUGUCCGC